Messenger RNA from Entamoeba invadens IP1, 516 nucleotides. RefSeq lists its product as hypothetical. The transcript has a single exon. The record is from RefSeq and is a predicted model, not a curated record. Gene Ontology annotation, biological process: regulation of DNA-templated transcription. Gene Ontology annotation, cellular component: nucleus. Gene Ontology annotation, molecular function: zinc ion binding. Lineage: Eukaryota; Evosea; Mastigamoebida; Endamoebidae. The coding region runs from base 1 to 516 and encodes 171 amino acids.
AUGAAAAAAGGAGCCAAAUUUCCGACCUUAAAAACAAAUGAGAAAGUAGGACGACGUGAGUGUGGGUGUUUUGGUACCGAGCACCGUGCAGCGGCGAAUUGUCAAAGUUGUGGACGGAUUCAUUGUUCCGAAGAGGUUCCUGGCAAGUGUCUUUUUUGUGGUGAACGUCUUGAAAUUAUACGAAAGCCCGAAGGGUAUGACGAAGCCCAAGAAAAGAUGGACAUGUUGCUCUACUUCCAGCAGACACAAGCACAGCGUUCAGUAGUUCGAGACAUGGCAGGUGAAGACCCUAUGAAGCUUGACUUAUGGUUGAAAAAGCAACCAAAAAAGCCUCAACGACAGAAGAAAGAAAUUUCUAAGAAAGUUCUUUAUGGAAAAAAGGUGCAGUACCAGAACGAUGAUUCGUUUAAUGCAGAUUUCAUGGAAGAGGACGACAUUGGUACUGCUCAAGUAUAUAACAUCAACGUGAAGAAGAAUGUUGAUACACUCGCAGAAGACGCAGACUACGAGGAUUAA